AUGAGCCUCCAGGCCCCACCCAGACUCCUGGAGCUGGCAGAGAGUCUGCUGAGGGGCGGAGCCUUAGCCAUCCCCACCCUGGAGGAGCUGCCCAGGGAGCUCUUUCCCUCUCUGUUCAUAGAGGCCUUUACCAGGAGUGCUGAGACCCUGAAAACUAUGGUACAGAGCCUGGCCUUCACCUGCCUUCCUCUAGGGUCCCUGAUGAAGUGGCGUCAUCUGGAGACCUUUGGAGCUGUGCUGGAGGGCUUGAUGCACUGCUUGCCCGAAGAGUUCACCCCAGGUGAGAGGCGGUGGAAACUUCAAGUGCUGGACUUGCGGGAUGUGGAUGAGAACUUCUGGGGCAUAUGGUCUGGAGCUUCUGCACCCUCCCCAGAGGCUACAGGUAAGAGACAAACAGCAGAGAACUGUCCAAGGCUGGGUGGGCAGCAGCCCUUGAUGGUGACCCUAGACCUUUGCUUCAAGAAAAUACCCCAGGAUGAAUGCCUGAGAUACCUCUUUCAGUGGGUUUACCAAAGGAGAGGUUUAGCACACCUGUGCUGUAGUAAGUUGGUGAAUUAUCUAACGCUGAUUAAAUACCUCAGAAAAUCAUUGACAUUAAUCCACCUGAAUAGUAUUCAGGAGCUGGAAAUCUGCAACAUGUCCUGGCCACGUCUGAUAAGAAAGAUUCGUUGUUACCUGAAGGAGAUGAAGAAUCUUCGCAAACUCAUUUUCUCCAGAUGCCAUCAUUACACGUCAGACAAUGACCUCGAGGGACAGUUAGUCGCCAAAUUCGGCUCUGUGUUCCUCAGGCUGGAACACCUCCAGUUGCUUAAAGUAAAAUUGGUCACCUUCUUCAGUGGGCACCUGGAACAGCUGAUCAGGUGCCUCCAGAACCCCUUGGAGAGCUUGGAAUUUACUUGUGGCUACCUAUUGGAAGAGGACGUGAAGUGUCUCUCCCAGUACCCAAGCCUCGGUUACCUAAAGCAUCUGAAUCUCAGUUACGUGCCGCUGUUCCGCCUCAGUCUUGAGCGCCUCGGAGCUCUGCUAGAGAAAGUUGCUGCCACUCUCGAGACCCUCAUCUUGGAGGGCUGUCAGAUCCACUACUCCCAGCUCAGUGCCAUCCUGCCCAGUCUGAGCCGCUGCUCCCAGCUCACCACUUUCUACUUUGGUCGAAAUUUCACGUCUAUGGACGCCCUGAAGGACCUGCUGCGCCACACCAGUGGGCUGAGCAAGUUAAGCCUGGAGACGUAUCCCGCCCCUUGGGAAAGUCUGAAUUCCUUGGUUCGUGUCGACUGGAAGAUCUUCACCCCGCUUCGGGCUGAGCUGAUGCACACACUGAGGGAAGUCAGGCAGCCCAGGAGGAUCUUCAUUGGUCCCACCCCCUGCCCUUCCUGCGGCUCCUCACCAUCUGAGGAACUGGAGCUCCAUCUUUGCUGCUAG
Messenger RNA from Chlorocebus sabaeus (green monkey), 1419 nucleotides. The record is from RefSeq and is a predicted model, not a curated record. NCBI's taxonomy places the organism in Eukaryota, Metazoa, Chordata, Mammalia, Primates, Cercopithecidae.